Messenger RNA from Monosiga brevicollis MX1, 3084 nucleotides. RefSeq lists its product as uncharacterized. Gene Ontology annotation, cellular component: cytosol. Gene Ontology annotation, molecular function: zinc ion binding; S-(hydroxymethyl)glutathione dehydrogenase [NAD(P)+] activity. The coding region runs from base 26 to 1162 and encodes 378 amino acids. The transcript is spliced from 16 exons. NCBI's taxonomy places the organism in Eukaryota, Choanoflagellata, Craspedida, Salpingoecidae. The record is from RefSeq and is a predicted model, not a curated record. Gene Ontology annotation, biological process: formaldehyde catabolic process.
CUCUCUCUCUCUCAUAUAUAUCAAAAUGGCAUCGACGGCUGGUCAAGUUAUCAAGUGCAAGGCUGCUGUGGCCUGGGAGCCCAAGAAGCCAGUCUCCAUCGAGGAGAUUGAGGUUGCUCCUCCCAAGGCUGGUGAAGUCCGCCUGAAGGUCAUCUCCAAUGCACUUUGCCAUACCGAUAUUUACACGUUGGACGGCCAUGACCGCGAGGGCAAGUUUCCCUGCAUCCUUGGUCACGAGGCGGCCUGUGUCGUCGAGUCGGUGGGCGAGGGCGUCACCUCUGUCAAGCCCGGCGACAAGGUCAUUCCGUGCUACACCCCCGAGUGCGGCGACUGCCUCUUCUGCAACUCCAAGAAGACCAACCUUUGCCCCAAGAUCCGCUCCACCCAAGGCCAGGGCGUGAUGCCCGAUGGCACCACCCGUUUCUCCAAGGAUGGCAAGGAGAUUUUCCACUUUAUGGGCACCUCCACCUUCUCGGAGUACACGGUGGUGGCUGAGAUCUCGUGCGCCAAGAUUGCCGAUGACGCACCCAUGGACCUCGUCUGCAUGCUGGGCUGUGGUAUCGCUACUGGCUUUGGUGCCGUCUUCAACACCACCAAGCUUGAGGCUGGUACCAGCGCCGCCGUCUGGGGCCUUGGCGCCGUUGGCUUGGCCGUGAUUCAGGCCGCCAAGAAGGCUGGCGCCUCGCGCAUCUUUGCCAUCGAUGUGAAUGAGGAGAAGUUUGAAAUCGCCAAGACGCUCGGUGCCACCGACUGUGUCAACCCCAAGAAGCUGGACAAGCCCGUGCAACAGUACCUGGUUGGCGAGACUCAGUGGGGUAUCGAUUACACUUACGAUGCCACGGGCAACGUGGAGUGCAUGCGCGCUGCCCUUGAGAGUGCGCACCGCGGUUGGGGUGUUUCCUGCGUUAUUGGCGUGGCCCCUGCUGGUCACGAAAUCUCCACUCGUCCCUUCCAGUUGGUGACCGGUCGUCACUGGACUGGCACGGCCUUUGGUGGCUACAAGUCGCGUAGCCAGGUUCCAGAGCUGGUCAAGUCCUCCAUGAGCGGCGAGCUGCCCAUUGCGCACUAUGUCACUCACCGCUUCCAGGGUGUGGAGAAGAUGAAUGAGGUCAUUGAUCUGCUGCACACGGGCAAGUGCCUCCGUGCCGUCGUCAUGUAUUAGAAUUCCCGUCUGGGCAAAGCUUAUGUGGAGUUGUGGUACUUGUGUCGUACGGGACUUUGGGAUCCUUUGUGCUCGGUCAAAAACACACAAUCUGGUGGACUGGCCGUGUUACGCGAGGUGGCAGGGGUUCACCAUCAAUUGACCAGUGACUUUCCACACGAAAGUGAUGUGUCGGCGAGAGGCAGCCCCUGAAUAUGGUGCUUCUGAAGAAAGCAUGGGCGUCUUGCUGCCGUGUCGUGGGACGAGUUGGCACCCAAACAAGAUGCACACAAACAUGCACACAGCAAGUGGAGAAGAGAUCAAUGGCAUUACGUAUCUCAAGACAAUAAGGCACACUGGUGCUUGGGUGAUGAGCGUGUGGAUUUAUUGGUCUGCCACCAGCAGUGUGCCGGGCAAGAUGUAGUCGCACGCCGCAAGCUCAGUAUGCGCCUUCAAGAGUUCGUCCAGACCUGGGCGGUCGCUGUCCUGAAUAAACUGCAGCGGCUUGGCCUCCUUGCCAGUCGUAGCACCAGAAGAGGCGAAAUCGUUGCGGCUCGAGCUUGUGGCCUUGCCAUCACCAUGGGCAUCCUUGCCAAAGACGUGCGCGAGUUCCCCGGCUUGGAGUUGAAAGUCUGAAUCUGGGUACAGAGCAAGCAUCAUUGCUUGGAUCAUGGCUUCUUUGUGGGCCAGUAGUUCUUCAUAGCGCAGGGUGGCAUGCCAAAAGCCACGUUGGGCCAGCUUCCAGGCCUCGUCCAUGGAGGAGAGCCACAUCAUAAACUGAAAGCCCACGAUACCAAGGGCAUGAAUCGUUGACUUGUUGAAGCGUUCCUCCUCCAGGAGUGGGGCCACCGAGCGCAGGAAAGGAGCCAUCCAGGUGAGCUGCACGAGAUAGGCAUCAAGGCCCCAAGUGCGCAUAAACUUGACCACGGCGUUGUUGCUAAAGGCCAUCAGGAAGGAAUCGAGGGUGGCGAGCGCCUCUCGAUACAAGAACACUUGCUUGGCGGCCGGAGAGCCUUGGGCGAGCAGGUCGGCAAUGAGCACGACAAAGGCACGGAACUUGAUGGCAAGGAAAUCGCUGCCGCCGUCGUGUUGGUCGUGACGCAGGUAAUGGAAGGCCAGAUGUGUUGUCACGGCGGCGCUCCAUGCUUUGGUUUCCGAGGAGGAAAUUUCGCCGUCCCGCCAUGCAAAGGUGAGUUGGCUGUAGGCGUCGGGUUCUGAGAGGGAGCGGACGCCGUUGCUGUGAUCCAUGCACUUGCUGAGCAGAGUUGAACCACAGCGGCCCGUGGAGUGCAGUAGAAUGACGCGGUCCAUGCGAUCCUGCAGGCUGGUGCCCACCACCUUUUGAACUGCGGCAGCAAAUUGGUCGGCACCAAUGACGAACACACGCUGGGCGUUGCGGCGCUGUUGCUGGUAAAAAAAGGCAGCGUUGUCGUUAUCGACCUUGGCCUCCACGAGGACAAUGGCGUGGGCCACACGAUCGUAGGUGUAGACGUGAACUUUUUCAUCGCGCAGGAGCGGCAGGAUAUCGAGCGUCUUGCGCUCUGAAAAUGGGGCAAAGUCACUCAGCUCGGCAGUGCUUUCCUCCUGGACAGGUCCCUUGGAGGUGCCACCGGUGCCCUCGAAAAUCAGCUCCAAGCACUCGUGCGGACCCAGCUGAGCCAGCUCCUCAAUGGAGACCAGGGGCUCGGAAUCGGCUGGUUUGGCCAUCCAUUUGUAGAUGAUCAAACCGAUCACCACGGCGACCGCAGCUUCGAGAAUUGCCAUCGUUGCGGGCGUCAAAGAAAUGCUCGAGAAAGAUAUCACCUCGCCACGCUCUCCACGCGAUCCAGUUGCCCUGAUGUGCACCCUGAGCGUCCAAAAGUCAAGAUAUCAAAGCCAGUGAGCACGUGGCGAGCCGAGUGCAACACCCGGCCGCAAAAGCCCAACUCCAACACGUGCAUUCG